UUUAAGGAUGUAAAAUAAUAUAAAACUUGUACUAUAAGUUAUAGUAAAAAUGAUGAUUGUAUAUUUUUCAAUCUAACGUGACAAAGUCAUUUCGGCAACUAGUUUACCAGUUUCAGUUGGAUUAAACUUGCUGACAUAGUAACUACGAGUUCGAGGUGGAGAUUAGCAAUUUAUAAUUGCUCCAGUUGCACAACAUUUAAGAUGACUUCUCAACUUUUGGUUACUUUUGGUGCUUUGGCUGAUGUCCAGUAUGCAGAUUGUGAGGACCGACCUGCACAUUAUAACCCACUCUUGUGUCGUUACUACAGGGAGGCUUUGGAUCAUGUAGACAGUGCUUUUUGUGAGUGGGAAAGAGAAGGGUCAGUUAAUUUUGUGCUGCAACUUGGUGAUAUUAUUGAUGGACUUAAUCGGAAUGAUGCUAGCUCUCAUAUAGCAAUGAAGAGGACACUAGCUCGUUUUGAGAAAUAUGCAAACAUCCCAACCUUCCAUACUGUAGGUAAUCAUGAACUGUAUAAUUUCUCAAGAAAAGAAUUGACUGGUUUCUUUUGGGAAUCUCUGUCACACUUGGAUGUGUCGGAGCAUAUACUUGCUCCUCCAGAUGUGCCCACUUGCUUGACUUCUCCAUUGUAUUAUACAUUUAGUCCCGUUAAAGGGAUCAAGUGUAUUUCUUUGGACUGUUUUGAAGUCAGUGUUAUUGGUUACGAGCCUUCCCAUCCUCGUUACGUGCAGGCAGCAGAGAUUCUGUAUUCUCAUCAUGGCCAUUACGAUUUUGAUGGAUGGGAUUGUGAUCACUUCCUCCACGGCCGUAACAAGCGUUUUCAAGCUCAGAAUGGAGCAGCUAGCGAAGAACAGUUGGAUUGGUUAGACAAAGAACUGCAGGAUUCUGACACAAAUGGAGAAAAAGUUAUUUUGUUUGGUCAUGUUGCUCUUUGUCCUGGAAGUGUAGAUGACAGCUGUCUCCUGUGGAAUUAUCAAGAAGUUAUGGAUGUCUUUCAUCGCCACAGUUCUGUGGUUCUUUACUUGUGUGGUCAUGCCCAUAAAAGUGGCUAUGCUGUAGACUCCCAUGGAGUCCACUAUCUUGUAUUAGCUGGUAUCAUCGAGACUUCCCCCUUGGAACAAGCCUUCAUGACUCUUUCCGUGUACGAGGACAAGAUAGAAGUAAUUGGAUAUGGUCGGGAACAUAGUCGCACGCUCUUUCUUAGACCGGCCACAGUUGCACCCGUGGAAGCUGAGGAAAUUGAGUUGUCAGCAGAAGACAUUACAUCGACACUUUCCACACUGUCUGUCAAGGUAGUGGUGUAAAUAAAUAAAUCCUGUAAGUAUGAUCUUAUUUUCUUACAUUUAAGUUUUACUGUGUAAUAACCGUGUAAGUACAUUACAUGUGAUCCUGAUAGGGGCAGUGUACACAUAGUAUUUCUAAGCAUUCAAAAACAAUCGUACCUCACAACAUAUUCUGUCUCAGCCUAGAAUCUUCAGUGAUCUCACUGUUGCAACUAAUUAUACAUGUAAAAAUUUGUGGAGGAAUGCUUCGGUUACAUUUCUUCUCCGGGCUUGAGAUGAUGAAGUUUUGUAUAUUUGAGAAAAACAAAAUUUUAAAUGACUAUUUUGUGGUCUGUAAUACAUUCUUUAGGGAGCUCCUCCUAAAAAUUAUUUAAAAAAAAAGUUAAUUUUUUUUCCCCCACUUUCAGAAAUUUAAAUAAUUUUUUUUCAGUUAUUUAGAUUAUAUUACUGUCAAAUGUGACAUUCUGCUAUGAAUAUUGUGUUAAUUGUGUUUGGCAGUAAACAAAGAUUGACACAAUUUCAAUCAGCAAAAGUGUUGGACAAAGCCUAAUGAUUAGCUUGCCUGGACUCUUAAUUAAGUCUGACGAUUCCUAGUCCGUACAUAUUCCAUUACUGCUAAUUAAAUUAUGGAACCAUGAAUGUGCUAGUGAUGGUUAAGUCCCACUGUUCAGUUAGACAAGAGCAGCCCAAAUGUUUGUGGUUAGUGCUUUUGUCUAACUGCUCCCCCUCUAGUCCUUUUUAUUAUUAACAUCAUAAUUAAAGGAAAAAAAUUAAUAUUUAAAUUAUGUUAUCUGUUUUUAUUUUCUGAAGGCCAGUUUUGUUUAGGGAAAAACUUUAUCACACAACAGUAUUAAUAACUACUAUUAUAAAUGUUAUUUAUAAACAAUAUAUAAUAUUUA
This is a messenger RNA of Limulus polyphemus (Atlantic horseshoe crab), 2180 nucleotides long. RefSeq names its product manganese-dependent ADP-ribose/CDP-alcohol diphosphatase-like. Gene Ontology annotation, molecular function: ADP-ribose diphosphatase activity; CDP-glycerol diphosphatase activity; manganese ion binding. NCBI's taxonomy places the organism in Eukaryota, Metazoa, Arthropoda, Merostomata, Xiphosura, Limulidae. The transcript is spliced from 3 exons. The record is from RefSeq and is a predicted model, not a curated record. Bases 202 to 1302 code for a protein of 366 amino acids.